Triticum urartu is the source of this 3821-nucleotide messenger RNA. NCBI's taxonomy places the organism in Eukaryota, Viridiplantae, Streptophyta, Magnoliopsida, Poales, Poaceae. The record is from RefSeq and is a predicted model, not a curated record.
AUGGAUCCCCGCCUCCACCGCCACCUCCACCAGUCCACCUCAUCUCUGUUGUUCCAUUCCCCACGCCGCCGCCGCUGACACCAGCCGUCCUUCCCAAUCUCCACCCAGAGAUAGAGAUCCACGGCCUGUCGGCGGGAAUGCCUCCCUCCCGGUUUGGAGCCGUGGCUUUGGUUGCGCAAGCGAGAGGAGGGUGGGAGGCGGCCCAAGGAGACGCCGCGGCGUGCAGGAGGGCAGCGCGCGCCCGCCGGUACGGCCCGAUGAGGCGUCGGCCGGACGGCACCACGACUGCCGCGGAUCGACCUUCCGAAGCCGAAUCCCUCACCACCUGGAGCUCCCGUGCCACAUACUGCAGCCUUCUUCUCCAACUCCGACCGCCGGCCUUGAUCUCCAACGCCCGUGAUCCACCGUCAAAUUCCUUUCACGCGCACGUUCCUCCGCUCCCCCUCUACGUUUCCCCUCAGCUAAUUUGAUGCCUCCUCUCUGCUAUCUACUGGUUGACUGGUUGAGCAGCUUUGACACGAACCUCUUCCCGCGUGACCACAGCUGCUGAAAAUGGCUGGAUCACGGCUGCUCCGACGCACCAGCCGUCCUGUGGCGAUGCUGCCCAUUGUGCUGAAUGAUCAAGGCAUAGUCGACAACCUCACUGAAAGUAAUCAGAGAAGCAUCUGGGCUAGCAGAAGGAUAGGAGAGGACGAACAACUCUACUUAGUCCACAUUCAGGGCACUGCUGGCAUCGGUCACCCAACCACGCUGGUCGUCAAGAAGUUCCAGAACUCGGACGGAAUAGUGGACGGUGAUCUGGAGAACCGCUGCAAGUUGGAGAUGAUCCUAUUAGCCAGCAUCCGUCACGACAACAUUGUCAACGUCCUACACUUCAUCCAGAGGGAAAAUGCGAUCAUGCUUGUUUACACGUACCAGGUGAACGGCAGUCUUGACCAGUGGCUGCACAGGCGGGAGGAGGGUGAACUGCCGCUGAGCUGGCCGGAGAGGAGGGCCAUCGCCAUCGGCGUGGCCAAAGGGCUCUGUCACUUGCACCAUGGAUGCAACAAACCAGUUGUACACCACAACAUCAACUCUAGUAACAUCUUGCUUGAUCAGAAUUUCAAGGCCGUGAUAGCCAGUUUUGGUGCUGCACAGAUGAACAUGGCCGGGCUCAACCAACCAUUGCCUAUUGUGGAGACUGUGUUUGGUAACUUUGGGUAUGCAGCUCCAGAAUAUGGGAGGGCGGCAAGCCAGCUGACGGAGAAGGUAGACACAUACAGCUUUGGUGUGGUGCUGCUGGAGCUUGUCACAGGGCGGAUGGCCAAUGGGGUGGAUGGUCAGUUGGCCAUAUGGGCACGUGACAACUGCAGUGAGCUGAUGGCAAAGAAGCUGGAACGGUUCAAGAUUGCCGUGGACAAUGGCAUCCCAGAUCAAGCAUUGUACAUGGAGGAGAUGGCUACCAUGUUCAGGCUGGGCGUGGAUUGCACUAUUGAGGAUCCUCAGCAAAGACCGUCAAUGCAGAUGGCUCUCAAACGACUUCGCCGCGGCUGUGGGCGUGGGCGAUUUGGUGGCCUUCUCACCUGCUAUAACCUAUACAUAACCAGUGAGGAUUCAGUACAAGUGAAGGGCAAAGUGGCAUGCAAGAUCAGCUCAGCGGAUGAACUAUGUUCAGUGGUACUUUGAAGGAUGUUACUGUAGACCAAGAUGGUGGCUCUGCUUUUGUGUUUUCUUUGAAAAGAAACCUUCAGGAUGCCCCAAAACCAAGGGAGGAGCUUGCCCUUUUCUUCUACAAGUGCCGAGAGAUAGCGCGGAGUAUUGCAAACCUUCAGCUUGAAAGCAAGGCACCUAACAUACUAGUAAACAACCACUGAAUUAUCAAUGCUAUAGAAACCUGCUCUUCGGACCUUGCCGAUAACAGAUCCAGAUUGACCAUGGAGUCAUCUCCGACCUGAUCUAAUGGAAGCAGGGUAUCUGUGGGUCAGAGGAUCCAAGUUCCACCAAAUCAUGUAGAUGUCCCAAGUGUUUGACGACAGUUUGAUCAGGGCCAUCAGGAGGCUCAGGGAGGUCCACAGCAGUUGAUCUUGGUAUCCAAGAAUCGGCGAAAUCCAACUAGCAGGCAAACUCGAGGAAGCUGCCAGUAUGAUCAAGGGGGAUAUCAGCUUUAGCAAAACAGAGUUUGAACUUCUUUUUUCGAAGGGCCGCAGGCCGUUCUUUAUUAGAUGGAGAGAAAGAAGACUGUUACAGAGGAUCUGGCCACAAGCAAUGGCCAAACAGCAGGCCAGAAGCCUGGAAGGCUCGCCUAAUGCGGGCUUGCAACCAAAUGCAAAACCCCAAUCUGCCCGCCAGUGGCUGUGUCAUAGAUGCAGCCAGCCGUUCUCCAUGUAGCCAACUCCUCCGUGAUUGUAUCGAAGACCUUAUCUGCACUGCUGGCGUACUGCUCGAAGACCCUGGUAUUCCUUUCCUUCCAGAUUCGCCAAUGCACCAGGAUGGUAAUGGUGUCGAAGUUGCGCCUCAUCGCCUUGGGUAUCUGUUGCCUGACCUGCAGCCACCAUUCUUCUUGCUAUGCAUGUAAGUCCUUUUCUAGAUUGAUAGUCGAUGCUUAUUUUAACCAUUUUGCUUGUGCUGUAGAUGGGCUAAGAUGGGUUUUUUAGAGGAAAAGGCACGAGCAGAGCCCGGCUUUAAAUUAAUAAAGCCAAAACAAAGGUGAACGGUAAUGAUGACAAAAUGAAAACUGAAACAUUUUUUUUAGUUCCAUGGAUUUUCUUCAGAUGAAGGCAAAAAGCUUCCCUGGGUUUCAAAUAUGCUUCCCCUAUUGAAAUGCAACAUUCGCGUGCAUAAUCCUGGUCUGUUGCCCAUUUUAAAGAAAAUAAUCGAGAAAAAUUUCCAAGAGGGCUUCAUGAAGGUUAGCAAAUUUUAUCGAUCACAUCUGGGCUGUUGCUAUUUCCUUGCCUUAGAACUAGCGUAGCAUCUGUUGUAGUAAGAGGCAUCUGGUUUGCUCUGUAGCACUUAUUUCAUUCAUCAUGUCUUGAUAAUAUUCUGCGGUUCUGCCUGAUAUGUUUACUUCAUGCCUUCUCCCAUUUUUUCUCUUAAGAACUCAACGUAGCUUUGUAUUAAAUUCAGCUUAACAAUGAUUGGAAAGUUGUUGGCACUGUUAUAUUAUGUUGAACCCUUACUUAGCCUUAUAUUAUUUUGAAAACAGUGGUAAAAGAAUUAAAGGAUCCUUAAUUCAGGUGACACAUUCGACUUCAGUCCCAUCUUUCCAGCCUUGUUGGUCUGCCCAUGUUUCUGCCCAUGUGUUAGGCUUAUGCUAGUUGUAUAUUUUUUUGGAAGGAUCACGCCACACACAAAUGGCCCAAUGAAUAUAUGGCAACUCAGAAUGUUUUAACCGGCGACACAGAAUGGAUUCCUUGGCGGCUUGCUAGUUGCGAGGACUUGUUACAUUUGUGUUCCUUUGUGCUGACUGUUGCUGCACUGAACAUGUUGCUUGCUAGCUUCAGCCUUUCCUUUUUCUAACGGUUGAUGGUAUGUUCUUUUUUUGAUGGAAGGGCAGGAUGAAGGCGUGAAGAUUAGCUGUGGAAUUAAUUAUUUAGCAUGUCUUGUGUUUCUUUUUCAUGUGGCUCUUCAGUUCCCUAGUUAUAUCACUCUUUGCACGUGUGCUUCCAGUGAUCUGCUUACUGAAGACUGGAGCGAUCAAACUGGUUGCAUUGCAGUGUGAAAAUCAGAUUCAGAAUAGCUGCAAGGUGCCAUGUACGCGUGAGCCUCUUCUGAAAUCCCAAGUAGCACUACAAGAUCUAUCUGGCACUCAGCUGCCCGGGGAGGGGACCGGGGUUGAGCCGGCA